CUCAUAGCUUCGUAAUUAGGUAAACGUAAAAUUGCAGCUGCCUAAUUACAAUACUUACCUUCAUCUACAUAUCCAUGUACUUUAGUUUUAGAGCAACUCAGCUGCAACUGGUACUUAAAUUUACAUUUAUGUGAGAUAAUCGACAUCCGUUGAUGCCUUGAUGGAUAUACAAGUGCCGCUGGUCAGCUCGAGUCUGCGACCCGAGGAAGCUUACGUUCAGCUUUUAGAUUCUUUGCGAUACUUGGAGCAGGUAUCCGACGAUGUAUUCUCCAGGAUUGAACGCAAGACCGCUGAGCAGCAUCUCCGCUUACAGGCCGUCAACAAUCGACUGGCUGCUGCUGAAGCGCAGAUCAGCCACAUCAAAGGCAGCAAGAAAGCCAUUCGAGUGUUCGCCGCGCCGUCCUUUCCUGCCAGCGAUCAACCUGCAACGUAUACUUCCAUUUUCUCAGAAGAAUCCCCAGCUCUAGCCGAGCCUCUGCGAUCCAAUACGGCCAUACGCUCGAGAUUUUCCCGUGACGUGAAGCCGCCGCAGAAGAUUGAAAUUCUUCCCUUGGUGGCUGCUUUGGAUCCUGGCUUGCAUUUUGACGAGCCACCGCGCGAUGUCGGACUGGGCAAACUGCCUAAUACCGUCAAAAGCGUCAGCAGUCUCUUGUUGUUCAACAGCGACCAGAAUCCGUACAACCGACACAUCGCCAUAGAUCCGCUGGGCGGAACAGGCAAGAGUCGUCGCCUGGCUGAACCCGAAGUGCAGACGCCGUCGCUUGACGCCGCUCCCGCCAGCUUCACACAGUUGGAUGUAAAUCAGACGAAGGACGAUUUAAGUUACAUCCCGGGAUUUGGCGACGUACCGGAGUUUGUGUUGCCUAAUAUGCUACCGGAUCUUCCAGGUGUUGUUGAAGACUUUGGAUUUGGUGAGCUGAGCGACGAUUUCGGCGCCGCAAUUCCUGCUAUUGGAGCUUUUACCUUGGAAACUCCGGUACAAAAGACCGCUCCGGAAUGGCCGAAAGUUGUUGCUGUUCCGGAAGCUCCACCCCGUGCGGUGGUUAGUGCUCUUCCGCCCAUUCCCGGAGCCACACCUCCGCCUCCACCGCCCGCACCGGCGCCUGUAGCUGCGGGUCCUAAACCACCGGCCCCACCACCACCUCCGCCUCCAACUGCGCCCGGUCCACCUCCGCCACCACCGCCAAUGGCCGCUACAUCGGAUUCAGCGGCAGCGGGCGGCAAUGUGCCAGUUAUGAAUGAUGCUCGCAGUAGUUUGCUGGAAAGCAUCCGUGCGGCGGGUGGAGCCGGUAAAGCCAAACUGAAGAGUGUCAAAGAGCGGAAGCUGGAGCAGAAAAAGAAGAAACAAGAGGAGAAAACAAAAGCUGUUUCUGGAGGAGGCGAUUUGAUGGAUGACCUUAAAAGCCGUCUCACAAACUUGAGGAAGGGCAUAUCUGCCGGCAAGAAAGGCGGCGAUGAAGAAAGCAGUUCAUCACGACCCGCUAAUUCUGGAUUCAAUAAUGCUGCUAUGAAUCGAGUGUCCGAUUUGAUUCCGCAUUCCCCGACAGUACCCAGCAAACCUCAUGAGGACAACGAAGAAUGGAGUGAUUAGUGAAACAUUCUUGGACGUAGCAUAUUUUGAUUGUGCCUGUGAUUCGUUGAAGGUAAUAGCCGAUUUAUUGAAUUUUUCCAGUGGAAGUUUUAAUUUUUUACUGUUAUGAUGUAAUUGCUGAGUGACUUGGUCAUGUUCGUAAUUUUCAUGAAUGAUUAACGUUGUUAGUUAUUUCCUGAUAUUGUUAUCUGGAGUUAAACAUGUUUUGUGUCCAGUUAUUGACAGUGUAGCUAAAUUAUAAUAAAAUUUGUUAAAUUACCGUGGAAUUAAUUUGGCAUUG
Messenger RNA from Paramacrobiotus metropolitanus, 1871 nucleotides. Its product is annotated as WASH complex subunit 1-like. NCBI's taxonomy places the organism in Eukaryota, Metazoa, Tardigrada, Eutardigrada, Parachela, Macrobiotidae. Gene Ontology annotation, biological process: endocytic recycling; retrograde transport, endosome to Golgi; exocytosis. Bases 161 to 1591 code for a protein of 476 amino acids. The transcript has 4 exons. Gene Ontology annotation, cellular component: WASH complex; recycling endosome; early endosome. Gene Ontology annotation, molecular function: gamma-tubulin binding; actin binding; alpha-tubulin binding. The record is from RefSeq and is a predicted model, not a curated record.